Messenger RNA from Microcebus murinus (gray mouse lemur), 1109 nucleotides. The record is from RefSeq and is a predicted model, not a curated record. NCBI's taxonomy places the organism in Eukaryota, Metazoa, Chordata, Mammalia, Primates, Cheirogaleidae.
CUUCCUUUCUCUCCGUAGGCCCGCGGCGGGAGCGGCCGUGGCGCUCGUCUCUCUGGGCUAUCCGGUGGCAUCCUCGUCGCUGCGGCGACCCUCGCACCCGCCGUCGCCAUGACUGAGCAGAUGACCCUUCGUGGCACCCUCAAGGGCCACAACGGCUGGGUCACCCAGAUCGCUACGACCCCGCAGUUCCCGGACAUGAUACUGUCCGCUUCUCGAGAUAAGACCAUCAUCAUGUGGAAGCUGACCAGAGACGAGACCAACUACGGCAUCCCGCAGCGUGCUCUGCGGGGUCACUCCCAUUUCGUCAGUGACGUGGUCAUCUCCUCGGAUGGCCAGUUUGCGCUCUCAGGCUCCUGGGAUGGGAUGCGCCUCUGGGAUCUCACAACGGGCACCACCACGCGGCGGUUCGUGGGGCACACCAAGGACGUGCUGAGCGUGGCCUUCUCCUCUGACAACCGGCAGAUUGUCUCUGGGUCCCGAGACAAAACCAUCAAGCUGUGGAACACUCUGGGCGUGUGCAAGUACACUGUCCAGGAUGAGAGCCACUCGGAGUGGGUGUCUUGUGUCCGCUUCUCGCCCAACAGCAGCAACCCCAUCAUCGUUUCCUGUGGCUGGGACAAGCUGGUCAAGGUGUGGAACUUGGCUAACUGCAAGCUGAAGACCAAUCACAUCGGCCACACGGGCUAUCUGAACACGGUGACUGUCUCGCCGGAUGGAUCACUCUGUGCUUCUGGAGGCAAGGACGGCCAGGCCAUGCUGUGGGACCUCAACGAAGGCAAGCACCUGUACACACUGGAUGGUGGGGACAUCAUCAACGCCCUGUGCUUCAGCCCCAACCGCUACUGGCUCUGUGCCGCCACAGGCCCCAGCAUCAAAAUCUGGGACUUGGAGGGCAAGAUAAUCGUGGACGAGCUGAAGCAGGAGGUCAUCAGCACCAGCAGCAAGGCAGAGCCCCCCCAGUGCACCUCUCUGGCCUGGUCUGCUGAUGGCCAGACUCUGUUUGCUGGCUACACAGACAACCUGGUACGCGUGUGGCAGGUGACCAUCGGCACCCGCUAGAAAUUUUACGGCAGAGUUUCUAGAAAUAAACUUUUUCUGACUUAAGGCUC